AUGUUACAAUAUCAAAUUCUUUGGCUUGACGUAAAUUCAUCAGAUCCAAUGAGCAGUUUUCGUACUAAACUUGGUGAUGUACAGACAUUCACAGAUGUAAACAGUUGCAUUCAAUAUGUUCAAUCUCAUCCGAAUGAACCCAUUUAUCUCAUUGUUUCGGGUUCGUUGGCUAAAGAAGUCGUGCCAGAAAUCUACGAGUCUUCAAAUAUUCUACAGAUCUUUCUUUUCUGUGGAUCAGUCUCUGCUUAUACGGAAUGGGCAAUGGAUUAUUGUGAUAAAGUGAUGAUAUUUGAUCAUGGUGACGAUCUUCUAGAACGAUUAUGGAAUGAUAUACAGAGCAGAUUACGCGAGCAAGCAACAUUAUGUUUAAAACGUGCAGAAGAAUAUAAACAAAGAGCUUUACAAUGUAAGAAGCCAUGUGGUUAA
Rotaria sp. Silwood2 is the source of this 426-nucleotide messenger RNA. Lineage: Eukaryota; Metazoa; Rotifera; Eurotatoria; Philodinida; Philodinidae. The record is from the annotation of a GenBank genome assembly.